Messenger RNA from Wyeomyia smithii (pitcher-plant mosquito), 1631 nucleotides. RefSeq lists its product as uncharacterized. Gene Ontology annotation, biological process: regulation of transcription by RNA polymerase II. The transcript has 7 exons. Gene Ontology annotation, cellular component: transcription regulator complex. The record is from RefSeq and is a predicted model, not a curated record. Gene Ontology annotation, molecular function: transcription coregulator activity. NCBI's taxonomy places the organism in Eukaryota, Metazoa, Arthropoda, Insecta, Diptera, Culicidae. The coding region runs from base 140 to 1390 and encodes 416 amino acids.
CGCCCAAUCGAUUUUUUUUUUCAAAUCUGACAUUUAGAAAUUAUAUCGCUGUGGCUUGUUCAAGUUGAAAAAGUAAUUGAAAUUGUAGCAUAAAGUUGGUUUAUCGUUUAACUAUUGAUUAUUUUUUAUUACUGCUGUGAUGAGUGCAAAAAAGUAUUUAAAAACUGUGCCUUCCCAGCAGCCAGCUCAACCAGCAGCUAAAACAGAAAAGGAAGAGCAGCUGUGGAACGCAUUAAAGCGUCAUAUUAUGAGGGAAAGAGAACGGAAAAAACAAGAAUUGGAAGCCGAAGUUGAAGAGGAGCGUCUUCGAAAGGAGCGUGAGGCUCGUGAAAAGCAAGACGUGAUGACUCUGGGUGAAACAAAAGAGCAAAUUCAAAUGCUGGAGAAAACUCUCCAAGAACUUCGUAAUGAGAAGCAGCAACUAUUUUUGCAGCUUAAAAAAGUCUUGAACGAAGAUGACAAUCGCAAGCGUCAGAUGAAGGAAUCGGUGGAAAUGUUUGCUAUACAUAACAUUCCACAGCAACAAAUUUUCCUUCCGCAGCGAACCACACCGAAUGUCCCCCCACAUCAACAGCAUCUUAUUCACAAGGCUAAUCCACCGGUAAAUGUGGUUAAGCGAACACACAGUCCUUCACCGCAAGGCUAUUACAAACAGCCAAAUCCAUCUCAGCAGUAUGCACCUCCUCAAACGCAAAAAAUCGAGGAGGGCAGACGAGGCCCGGGUGAAGUGGCCCGUGCCGUUCUGUGGAACAAGUCGCAGUACUGCCCACCCGGAACGUUAUUCUAUCCGACAGGUGCACCACCGCCAAACUCACAGGAUAAUCGUCAACCACAACCAACACAAAUUAUUUACCCAUCUUAUCAAGGAAACAUUGCACCUAUGCCGAUUUGUCAGCCUUAUCACGUUGAUAUACCACCACAACAAGGGCUUCCACAGGCAACUCAGAAGACGCCGGAACUGGUGAAACCUGUACCGGCACCAGCUCCAGGUAAUGUUUAUCACAUUACGCUCGACCAGCAUGGAAAUCCACAGCCUGCGCAAAAUCCUGGCCCACCUCCUCAGUUGAAGGCUAUAACGAUUGAAAAAAUCCCGCAAGACCGAGGAGUGCCGUAUCACAUUGAGUUGAAACAUGACGAUCGUAAGGAUAUGCGUCAACCGCAACCUCCUCCUCCACAACCGCCGCAGCAGGCAACCCAUCUGCCGGAAGGAAUUGUGUACACUUCUGCUCUCCGGCCGGGGGCAAUUCCAAUGCAUGCCAUUGCCUCCAACCAGCAAAUGCCGAAGGGGGGCAGCAUUACGCAGGGCUAUCCGCCGGUGCGACCGCCGCCGAUUACAAAUCCAUCCCAACAGCAACCAACACCGAUGCAUUAUCAGAGACAUCGUUAUUAGGUUAUAGUAUCAGUGUUUUGAAGUUGCUAGUGGACUUGCAAUUUGUGCAAAAUUAAUAGGGAUAACGGGGAUAUGUUGCAUUUUUUUUCUUUCAAACUUUCAAUCAGUAAAGCAUAGUAACUGAGCUCCGGACAAUAUGUAUUUGUUUUUUUUUGGUUUCACAAUGUGUCAAGAAUCUUACGCAAAAAUUUUUGUUUGAUAAAAGUAAAUAAAAAGAAACAUGUUUUAUUCACGAGUUUAA